Messenger RNA from Phycomyces blakesleeanus NRRL 1555(-), 426 nucleotides. RefSeq lists its product as hypothetical. NCBI's taxonomy places the organism in Eukaryota, Fungi, Mucoromycota, Mucoromycetes, Mucorales, Phycomycetaceae. The transcript has 3 exons. The record is from RefSeq and is a predicted model, not a curated record. The coding region runs from base 1 to 426 and encodes 141 amino acids.
AUGCCUCACUUACAAAAUUUUGCUGUGUUUCUGCUAAAGGGUUUCAUUUCAUUUUCAUUUGGUGUGGACAGACUAAAAUUUGUCCACACCAGCUGUACUGAGUUCAGGAAUAACCAACAGCAGCCCCAAGCUUUAGCAGAAACAGAUAGCAACUUCUCAGAGGCUAGGAACAGAAUUUUGACUUACAACACUCAAGAGAACAAUUCAUCCGUGGCGAAGUGUCAUCUGUCUGAACCAGUACCUGCAACAAUGUCUUUGCAAGCUCCUACUGACACACGAUGGGUUGAUUAUGUGAUCAGGUGGCUGCCCAGGGAUGUCUGUCCCAUUAGUCCCAGCAAACACAGGAACACCUGGCUUACAAUUAUUAUUACCAUCAAUGGCAGAGACAAGCUCGAUUCAUCAGCGCCAGUAACAGCAACCUCUUAG